This is a messenger RNA of Anopheles darlingi, 4196 nucleotides long. RefSeq lists its product as uncharacterized. Bases 107 to 2980 code for a protein of 957 amino acids. The record is from RefSeq and is a predicted model, not a curated record. Gene Ontology annotation, biological process: protein dephosphorylation. Gene Ontology annotation, cellular component: nucleus; cytosol. The transcript has 3 exons. Gene Ontology annotation, molecular function: mitogen-activated protein kinase binding; protein serine/threonine phosphatase activity; cation binding. Lineage: Eukaryota; Metazoa; Arthropoda; Insecta; Diptera; Culicidae.
CGUGCGUGUGGACCUCGCAACAAAAAAGUGCAGUGCUCCGCGAAGAAAGGUGAAAUUGUGAUAAUUUUUGCUCCGUUUCUUGCGUAUCAGCAUCGCGGAGUUGCACAUGUCGAUCGGUGUGAAUAUUCGCGUGACGGGCCACACGUCCGUCGGGGGGCGCAAGUAUCAGGAAGACUUUUUCUCCGUCGCCUACCAGCAGACGGAAAAUGAUCAAAAUCUGGAGUACGCGUUCUUCGGAAUCUACGACGGGCAUGGCGGUGCGGAAGCGUCGCUGUUCGCUAAGGAGCACUUGAUGAACACGAUCGUCAGCCAGAAGCUGUUUUGGUCCGAGAACGAUACGGAUGUGUUGAAAUCGAUCCGUGAAGGCUACAUCCAGACACACCAUGCGAUGUGGCGCGAGCAAGAUAAAUGGCCCAAGACGUCGUCCGGAUUGCCAAGUACGGCGGGCACGACGGCAAGCAUCGCGUUUAUACGGCGCGGCAAGAUCUACAUUGGCCAUGUCGGCGAUUCGGGGAUCGUGCUCGGAUACCAGCGUGAUCGUGAUCCAGCGAACGAUGGAAGUGCUCCCCACGAGGAUCCCCAGGGUUGCCGCUGGGUGGCCACACCACUCACCAAGGAUCACAAACCGGAGAGUUACGCCGAAAAGAUGCGUAUCAUGAGCUGCGGUGGCAAAGUGGUGGCCAAAUCGGGUGUCCCGCGCGUCGUUUGGAACCGGCCACGCAUCGGUCAUAAGGGGCCAGUACGGCGCAGUACACCGUUCGAUGAAAUCCCAUUCUUGGCCGUCGCCCGAAGUCUCGGUGAUCUGUGGAGUUACAACUCGGCCGUCAACAAGUUCAUCGUGAGUCCCGUACCGGAUGUGUCGGUGAUAAAGAUUGAUCCAAAGCGAUUCCGAUGUCUAAUCUUCGGCACCGAUGGACUGUGGAACGUGCUAACACCGAAGAACGCCGUCGAGCUGGUGCGAAACGCCGAGAUGGAAAACGUUCGCAUUGCUCUGGAGGGACGGAAUGAGUGGAAAAAUCCCAGCAAACUGUUGGUCAACGAAGCACUCGAUCGAUGGAGCCGCAGCAACAUGAAGGCGGACAAUACCUCUGUCGUGAUCAUAAUGCUGGAUCCGCCGGGUCCACCAAAGCGAGAUGUGCUGCGAUCUGUUAAGGACACGAUUCAACGCACGCCCGAGUAUCGGGCUCCUAGUGAGUCCGGAGCAACUUGCAGCAGCAACAUGUACGAACUGUUUGACUGCAUCACACGAGGAGGCGCAUUACCAUCGAUGCCGAACGAGCGCAAUUAUCAUCAACAUCAUCAUCCGGUGCCAGACUAUCAGCCACCGGUGGUGCAUCAGUACGCUCCCACCGGCAAUUCAUUGUAUUCCCAUGAUGAGCAUCAGCAGGACGAACACCAUCAACAUCAACAUCAACACCAACAGCUACAGCAGAUCGAAACCGACGAUCAAUACUGUCCGACGGAAACCUCAUCUACCUCGUACCACGAUCUAUCGUACUCGUCGGAUAGCUUCGCCGAAUCGUACAACUCGCUGCUGGAUCGCAGCUUCGAAAACACGGACCACUCGUACACCAACAGCAUGUACGCUCCGACAACGCCCGAAGGCGUCGAGGCAGACGAGCAUCAUCAACCGGACGAUGAGGAAGAUGAUACGUUGGGUGAUAGUGAUGAUAGUGAACGGCACGAUGACGACCACCGUUCGGAUCCCAGCUACUCACUGACCAACUUACAGACCAAAUCGGAACGUUUGCGAGCAGAAAUGGUCGAAUCAUCGCACGAUCCCUACUAUCACGGGCAACACUACGCUGGAGGUUACUGUGGAGGGAAUGUGGCCAUAAUAGAGGAUUUCCACAACUACACGCACCAUCAGUAUACGAGUGACGAGGAACGGCCAGCGUCUGCGAACGUCGGCUUAAGCCACGGAUACGAUCAUGGAGCAUCGUACCAUCAUCACCAUCAUCACCACCACGACCACCAUACGCCAUCGGUCGGCUACCACGGUGUGCACGGAGGACAUCAGCACUCACCAGCGUCCUACCAGAUGGAGCGUUAUGACUAUCGGCUUAACAACAGUGCUCUCGCGGUACCCUGUGAACCAUCUUGCUCUACUUCUCCGCCAAAAACGCUCCCACGUAUGAACCACGAGUAUCCGAGCUACGAAGCGUACGAUGAGCUAUCGAGUCCGCUCCAUGUAAGUGCCGACGGUGAUGGCGAUGGCGUUACUGGAUCGGAUCCGGAAUUGGAAGAGUCUCCACCUUCUUCGCCCGAACCGGAGGUACAGAUUAAUGAAAUCUCUUCCUCGUACGUGUUGGUCGAUCAUGCAAGCCUCUCACCAUCAAGCGUUUCCGGAGCUAGUGGCGAUGAGGAGAACAAGGCAUCCUCCACUACCAGCAAAGCGGCUACAACGCGUGCCAUCAUGAAUCGUAUUAUUAAAUCGCGCGCCAAGAAACAGCAGCGCUCGUCAAGCGGUGGUGCCGCGACCGAUCGUGUGUUGACGAUCUUCUACGAAACACGCAGCAACAGCCAGCGGAAGGUACGAAAGCGUAGUGCUGCUGAGGCUGGAACGCCGUUACCGCUCACACCACGUACACGGUUACAUUCCAAGCGCCUCAAAACGGUCAUCACUCCAUCACCGGUGCGAUCCUCGAUGGUACCUAAUGGCGAAGCACUGAUCGAGGGGCGGCGAGCGCUUCGGUCCAACAACGAGAAGCAGGAAUAUCGCAGGAGUGGCACAGGACAACAACUUUCGCCGUUAUUACCAUCGUUGCACCAUGGUUACAGCGUUAGCUCUACGACGCACGAACAUGAGCAUUUGGCGCUCAGGUUGAGACAGAUGGUUCGUUCCGGUCGUGUUGGUGCUGCUACAAGCCAAAGGAUAUUGCCGACCAAAGGUGUGGUAUCGCCGGUGAAGGCUCGAUCAUCGAACAGGUUGUCAUCUGCCCUGUCCACCGCUCACCGUCGGCGUCGCUGUACGCAGUAGCGGUCAGUGUGUUGAAGUGUUGAACCAAAACCAGUAGGACCAAUGAACUACCAUACGGAGACAGUGUUUGGUGUGGGACACCGUUACACCCCCCCACAAAACGCCGUGAACCGAGAAGUAGCAGAAGAAGGGCUGUGAUCAAACUCUGCUUCAUCAACCCGCAUCUUCAUCCAACCCUCGUUGUUGCUGUUGUUGUUCGAAGUUCGCGUUGCAUUCUACUUGCCUCAUUUACUACUCGCUUUAUUUUUUCUAUUUUUUUAGCCGUUUUCGAUUAAUGGAACCAAUGCAUCAUUUCGAAUUGUUUCAUAAAUGAAUCAUUAGAUUAAACAUUUCAAUUUGCAAUGUUCAGUUUUGCCACCACGCGUCACCAUCGUUUUUUCUUAGUUUAAUAAAUAUUUUAUUAGCACAAUUUGUUCACUACGGUUUAGCAGCUUUGGCGAGGUUAUCGGGAUUGUAUUGUAUUUUGUUUUGUUUUUUUUUUUGUUUUUUUUACAUUCAUGUAUUGUGUGUGUGUUUAGAUAGCCAAACGGAUGAAUUGCUUAGUGUGUUUUACAUUUUCAGACUCGUUCUGUAUUAGUUUAAUAAGUAAGUGUUGUAAUGAACAAGAAAACUACGGUUAAGAUACAAAAGCAUUGCACCUCUGUACCAGUAGCUGGCGUACAAAGGAGAAAUAGUUCAAAGAAGCAGCAAGGACCUGGUAGCAUCAAAUAUUAAUCAUUUCUCCUAAUGAGGUCCACUUCGGUCUCAAAGUGUGUAUGCAUGUAGUGUGUGUAGUGCGCGACUUCCCUUAGUUAAUACCAAGUGCCUAGCCCUAUUGCGAAGGCUUUUGCUGGCAGUAUGGACGGUGGAGUGGAUAGUGGGGGCUAGAUGGCAAAUGGGAGAUCGCUAUUCGAGUGACGAAGAAUCUAGAUCAGCAACAUUCUCCACCAACCACUACCGGGCCAGUAUGCAGCCGAUGCCGCGUGAUUUUAGGAAGCUCCAAUAGUAUAAAUCUCUAGAUAGUGAAAUGGUAGAUUGCCCUCCCACAUCCCAUGAUCGGUUCCGCGAUGGUUUUAAACGCUCUCGCUGACGGAUUGUGACUGGAGUGUUUUCGUAAACCUGUUUGUGCAACAUAAGCUGAUAAGCGGCCGAAUGGAGAGAAAGUGUUUUCUUUUUUGUUUCUAUAUUUAUGAUAAGAAAAUAAAUAUUUUCUUCUACAAAAUAACAAGACCCCGAA